Molecule: messenger RNA, 843 nt
Organism: Clonostachys rhizophaga
Lineage: Eukaryota; Fungi; Ascomycota; Sordariomycetes; Hypocreales; Bionectriaceae
Source: the annotation of a GenBank genome assembly
AUGGUGAGAUAUUUUGGCAAGUUAUUUUUCGCCCCAAUUUGGAUGUCGCCGAGCACAGAGUCCAUGUCUCAGCCGUCAAAAUCAGUUCUUGAAACCUUCAAUCUCCAUGGGACUCCCACUCCCUUGGAAGGCGGCAGAGGGCUUUGCUUUCAGGUCGAUGACACUGUCCUAAAGCCAUCAGAGGACUACGAAGAAUCUCAGUUCAUCGCCGAGGUCAUCAACAAGCUCCAUUCUAUACGCCCCCCCACGACCUACCGUGUACCCCUCCCGUGCCCCGCGGGGUUAGACAAGACUGUAUAUGUCCAAGAUAGCUGGACAGCCUGGAGCCUUCUACCUGGCGGUCAUGCUCACGGAAUUGAUCGCUAUCCCCUUGUGUUCGAACUGGCGCGCAGGUUCCACUCUGAUCUCGCAUUGCUCAGUCUCGCUAGGCCGUCCUUUCUAGACAGGCUAUCCGACCGUUUUCAUGAGUCUGAUAGGCUAGCCUGGGACGAGAAGUCAAUCUCCUCCGUCCCAGGCCUUAACCGUCAUGUGCUUUCACUUAUACAACAGCCAUUAGACGAGCUGAAUAAGCUGAAAAGGCCGCUCCAGAUUACUCCACCGUCACAGAUCAUCCAUGCAGAUCUGGCAGGCAAUAUCCUCUAUGCUGACCUGCCUGGGAUCAUCGAUAUGACUUUCUUCUGGCGGCCGGCAGCAUAUGGUGAAGCAAUUAUCGCCGCCGACGCAUUGAUUUGGAGCGCCCAAGGCCGAGAGCUGGUCGUUGAUCUGUAUGGCGGACUCGAUGGAACCAGAAUUCAGCUUCUGAUGUGUGGCUUUUGCGAUCGAUUCAGAUAUGCAGUUUAUUAA